Molecule: messenger RNA, 3072 nt
Organism: Myodes glareolus (Bank vole)
Lineage: Eukaryota; Metazoa; Chordata; Mammalia; Rodentia; Cricetidae
Gene: C27H2orf69
Product: chromosome 27 C2orf69 homolog
Cellular component (GO): mitochondrion
Source: RefSeq, a predicted model, not a curated record
AUGGCCAUCGGGGCAGGGAGCACGGUGGCAGGCAGGCAUGCGGCUAGUGUAGAAGAUAAAGGAGAUCGCUUCCGCUCGGGGGCACGCGAAAGACUUCCAGAAUUAUCCUGCUCUGUCCCUGACCACAUAAACCUCACCGUGAACUUCGACCCUCGACGCGAUAGCGCAACGACCCCGAGCAGCCGCUACCCCGCAGGAGCCCGAACCGCCGCCGGCACCAGACUCCCGGCUUCCCGACUUCACUCCGAACUUCCCGGCGGGAGCCUCGUCCACCAAUCACAAACGUCCUUCCCCGGGCUCCGCCCCCUCCAGCCCCGCCCCCGACGCAUGCGGCGCGCUGACGCCAUCGGCGAGCCGGGGCCGUUGGGCAGCGGAGUGCUGCGCUCCACCGUGCCGGGCUCCGAUCCGCAGCGCUGCAACGAGCUGCUGCUGCUGGCGGCCGGGGACGGGGCCGCCCCGGAGCCGCGGCACCACGUCGUCUACUUCCCGGGGGAUGUGCAGAAUUACCAUGAGGUCAUGACUCGUCAUCCUGAGAAUUAUCAGUGGGAAAACUGGAGUCUAGAAAAUACCGCCGCCAUCCUGGCCCGCCGUUUCCCCGACAGCUCCAUCUGGGUGGUCAAGUGCUCGCGGAUGCAUCUGCACAAAUUCAGUUGCUAUGACAACUUCGUGAAAAGCAACAUGUUUGGCGCACCGGAGCACGACCCGAACUUCGGAGCCUUUAAGCACCUGUAUAUGUUAUUAGUUAACGCUUUCAACCUAACUCAGAACGGCUCGCUGUCCAAGAGGAGCGUUUGGAAUAAGGAUUGCCGAGCAGCUAACUGUGAGUCUGAUCCUGCUAGUCCUCGUAAUGGUGGCCAGGAGAAUGAGAGGACCUGUGGAAACGCUGCCGUGGCCGCUGUGAGCUUUGCUCCGCUGUCACUGAACGGCGCCUCGUUCACUUUGGUUGGGUUCAGUAAAGGCUGUGUAGUUUUGAAUCAGUUGCUGUUUGAGUUGAAGGAAGCCAAGAAAGACAAGAACAUAGACACUUUCAUCAAAAGUAUAAGAACAAUGUAUUGGCUGGACGGUGGUCAUUCUGGAGGAAGCAACACUUGGGUCACAUAUCCAGAAGUCUUGAAAGAAUUUGCUCAAACAGGGAUUACUGUCCACACCCACGUGACACCGUAUCAAGUACAGGAUCCAAUGAGGUCCUGGAUUGGAAAGGAGCACAAGAAAUUUGUUCAGAUCCUUGGGGAUCUGGGCGUGCAGGUGACCAGCCAAAUUCAUUUCACAAAGGAAACUCCCUCCAUAGAGAAUCACUUCAGGGUUCAUGAAGUGUUCUGAGACCUAGCGUGCUUCCUCAGCGGGAGAACUGCGUCCUUUGUCCUGAGCACAGGUGAUGGAUGUCAAGGGUAGUUAGAUGCAUUGUCAGCGCGUGGGCUAAGAAGAUGCACAUUCCAGAACUCUGAGUGUCUUACACAGUAGGACUCCUUGCUUGUACAUGUGGGCAGCUUUACCUUUGGAUUGGAUCAGAAUUAAUUUGAAGUCCAGAAGGGUCGUGUGUGAUAAUUCUCUGUCCUUUGAAAAUGGAAGAAACUUGGUGUUCAUCUUUCUAAAAGGUGACAGCGUUGGUGCUGAGAACAGCCGAUCUUCUGAGACCUCCUCUCCACCAACACCGGUAAUAACAGCAGUUCAGCUGUCGACCACAGACAUUUCCCGCUUUCUCUGUCCAAGGGUCUUGGGGAAAACUUGCGCCCUACAGCCUGCCUCCCGGGAAAGUUUUGUGAGCCCCUGAACUCAUUCUCAGUUCUCCCACGUGUUUGUUUUGUGUUUUUUUUUGUUUUUUAAAGUCAAAAUAUAUUUAUUUCCGCAUAUCUAAGAUGAUAGAAUUGUACAGUUGGUUUUUAAAACAGUGCACAAAGCACUGUAACUUAAUUCUUAAUUGACAGUUUUUAAUUAUGUUAGUGUGCUGUCAUAAGGAGACAGAUUCCACAGACCCAAAUCAGGGUUUCUUCAGAAGCAUGGUUUUGUCUGCCAAGAGAAAAUAGCUUUCUUUGGCCAAAUGUGAAAUUGCAUUGAGAUAAGAAAGGUUACAAAGGAAAGUUUGGAGACACAAAUAAUUUAAAUUUUGGCCCAGAAACUGAAUUUGCUUAACACUGCUACAUAAUUUGGGUGAAGUUUCCUUCUGCCCAUUUUUCUUUACUAGAUAAAUGCAUUUUGAAAAAAAAACCAAAAUCUAACGAAUUUCAAGCAAUACUAGAACAAAGCUGUGUGGUUAUUGAAAGUGGUACUUUUUAUUUAUGAAUAAACUUGGUUAUUCCAUGACCUCUAAAGUUUUAACCAAAUAGGGAAAUAACAUGCUGCUUUGGGGUCGAAAAGAAAAUAUAUACUAAAGCGUAGUGUUAAUAUGCAACAUGUUAACUUCUCGAUCUCUUCCAGAAUGACAUUUGAAUCACCCUCUAUUCCCAGUAUUCACUCAGCCAGAUGUUUGAGAUGAAUGUGGUUCCGUCGACUACAGAUGAGUGUCUACGUUUUCUCUAGUUUUCUAUUGUUUCAGUUGGAAUAUCUUUUGAGACUAGCACUUCCCAUAGUAGACCAAGUCACCUGGUUCUACCUUAUCACGCAUUUCCUUAACUCAGAGCCCUAUGAUCGGGUGACUACAUUCAACUUGUGUAACAAUCAUCAAAGGUCCCACUCAAUGUUGAACAGCUGAAUUCUGAUGGUCAUAUAGAGGGAAGGCUUGUCUCGGUCCUCCAGGCUCCGCUCACGGGAGUGUUCCAUUGUUGCGGUAAAGUGGACAUUGAUCCGAGGGACACCUGAUAUGCCAUUGCCCCUGGAGACAGUGUUGAGUAGUACAAGUGCUUUGGAGUGGAAAUGGUUGUUUGUCCACACACCGGCAUUUCUGUGUAAAACUACAAAUUGGUCCUCUUCCACAUCUGUUUUAAAACUGUGUGCGUUAAGUCUGUUACUGUAAACGUGGGUCCUACUUGAUUGUGCCUUUGUAAAGUCACCAAGGGAUGCGGUCCUACAAAUGUGAACUUAGUUCCCACCACAGCAUGGAUGUAAACCUGUAUUAAAAACAGUAACCCACAGAAA